This is a messenger RNA of Haliotis rufescens (red abalone), 4966 nucleotides long. RefSeq lists its product as uncharacterized. NCBI's taxonomy places the organism in Eukaryota, Metazoa, Mollusca, Gastropoda, Lepetellida, Haliotidae. Gene Ontology annotation, molecular function: protein binding. The coding region runs from base 2172 to 4613 and encodes 813 amino acids. The transcript has 7 exons. The record is from RefSeq and is a predicted model, not a curated record.
UGAAAAUAAUUAGUCAUCCUCGAUUAUCUUCUUGCUAUUAUGAAAAAUACGCUGGAUCCAUUCAAUACAAUUGUUUCGUUUUUAGCCUAAUUGUUUAAAAAAUAGGUGUUAAAAAUGGCCAUCCAAGCAAAUUACACUCACGAGUGAGAAGAGUGUAACAGCUGAUAUUCCUGAAUGUCCAAUAUAGAGAGGACAUUUAAACAGCAUCUCCCAUCUUCAAGAUAAUAAGGCACCUGGAAAUGAUUAUGUGAUAGCAGGGUUUUUUAAACAAUUCUGAGAUAUUUUGAAACCAUAUUUGAAACUUAUUAUGUCCUUUUGGACAGAUCCUAUGUUCCAGAGCAUUGUACAGUGCUUGGUAUUAUUGUUCCUCUUGACAAACAGGGCGCAACCAGUCAUUUGAAUAAUUAUAGAGGCAUAGGUCUCCUCGGUACAUUAAGUAAAUUAUUUACUUCAGUUAUCACUAAGAGACUUGUUUUCUGAGCGGAUUCUUAUGAUAAAAUAAGUGAGUCACAAGCAGGAUUUAGAAAGGGAUACUCCACCACUGACAAUGCUUUUAUCCUAUAUUUUAUAAUACAGAGAUAUCUAUCAGGCAAAGGAGGGAAGUAAUAUGCUGCAUUCGUAGAUUUUGCAAAAGCUUUGACUCAGUGAAAAGGGUUAACUUGUGAUCCCUCUUUCAAAGACAUUGGCUAAGUAGUAAAAUUGGAAAGUUAUUGUGCUCUCUGUAUAAACAUGUGAAGGUGUGUGUCCGGAACAAUGGCGCUAUAUCGGAUAAUUUUGUAAGUAGCGUGGGUGUCCGACCAGGGUGUGUUUCUAUUUUCCUUUUUCAUAAAUGAAUUCGCAUAUCAAAUCCAAAAUAAUUGCACUUAUGGAAUACAACUACAUCCCGAAACUAUUAAAUUGUUUCUGCUUCUUUUCGCUGACUAUAUAGUCAUGUUCUCGAGCACAAUACAUGGCUUGCAAAAGAAAAUACAUGUAUUAGAGAUUUUCCAUUGGUACCAUGAAUAGUGAGUGAGUGAGUGAGUGAGUGAGUGAGUGAAAUCACGGAUUAUGUGGGAGUAUUUCAGUUAUAUCACGGCGUGUUACCUUGGAAGUAAUAUGUGUUACAACAAGUCUAACAAGCAUAGUCAGAUUAAAUCUAAGAUUCGAACGCACAAUCAUGUGGUUUCUGGCUCGCCAAAGGGACGCAACUCAGCACAAUGAAUUAGGAACCGUGGGCAACAGUACUGUGCCACCAGCGCUAAGGCAUAGUUGAGGGCUGUGGAUCUAACAUAGAUGCUUUAGUUUGUUCUAGUUUAUAUCUAGACGUCCGUUAUGGUCUAUUUCUAGAGGUCUGUUCUCGUUUAUAUCUAGACGUCUGUUCUAGUUUAUUUCUAGAGGUCUGUUCUAGUUUAUUUCUAGAGGUCUGUCCUAGUUUAUAGCUGGUGGUCUGUUCUAGUUCAUAUCUAAACGUAUGUUCUAGGAAGGAGUGUGCAUUAACGAAAUGGUCUAACAAUUAAUGGGAAACAGCUUGGCAGCUAGAGUGUUAAAGUGCUCCAGCUGAAUAUCUCGUUCAACAGAGAAAAUCUAAAGCAGUAUGUUGGCAUAUUUCUGUCUACAAAGCAUUAAUGGCUAUCUAUUACAUGCCGUAUUGAUCUUGAUGUAGACAACCUUGAAGCCAUUGUAGAUACGCUUUGAAAUACCUCUUACAAUAGACUUCCAACAGAAAUGACAACUUGUGACUCUAUUUAAUUUUCCGACAAAUCAUAUCUGUUCUUGUUUACAUCGUGAGUUAUAAAAUGUAUGGUCAUUUUGAAAAAUAGAAAUUGAAAUCGAUUAUCAAUUGUGGUUGAUGACUUGAAUAUCAAGAUAAAGACAGGGCAAUGCUUCAGUUUCAUCCAGGUGUAUGGGUUUGCCGUUAAUUUUUGUGGGCUAAAAUGCAGCUGUAUUCUUCUUCAGUGCAAAUGAUGCCAUACAGAAACAUUAAACAGUAAUGAGUACUCUUGUCUCGUUAAACAAAUCAAACCAAAAAGAAAUCGUGUUUGUUACACAGAGAAGAGGUGCAGGAAAUAUAAACGACUGAAGAAGGUGAAACUGUUGAUGAGAAACUGCAAAGACAUAUACCCCGACAUUGAAAAGCUGUACGUGGUCGCCGGAUUUCCCUGCAAGGACAAAUUACCACAACUCAAGUCUCAAUGCAGACGGACAUGGUGCCGAACAAGGAAAACUAUUUGGAGGAAAGUGAACAUGGAGGAGGAACUGUUCCAGCGUUAAGGAUCACAGUUGUGUUGGUUUGCGUGGUUGGCGUAGUUUCCUGUGCGGUUGCCAUUGUCAUGUUCAAACGUAGAACAUGUCGAAAGGACAUGCUUCUCCCUAGUAAUGUUAGUAAAACAUCAUCACGAAGACAUGUCCCGCAGAUUCCAACCACCUUAAGUACCUCCAAAUACCAACUCUCAAUCGAAACACCAACUCGAACUGCUAUCGCUAAUGAGUAUAUCACUAUGCAUGCACAUGCAGGACAAAAUUCAGUGUUAUCAAAGACAUUCACCGCCGAGAGGGUAUCAGGAAUCUCAGGUUGCAGCGAGCUUUCAGGCUAUGGGAAUAUGAUCAACACUGAAGACAUAGAUGCCUGGGAUUCACAUAGUGAUGGGAUGGAGUUUGUGCCAAUCACAUUCAUUGCAUCAUCUACCGCAGAGUCAGAAGGAUCAAUCCUGGCCAGGUCACUCCACAAUGAUGAAAACCUCCCUGAUAUAAUGGAGGUUCCACCAGUAUAUUCAUCAGCUAUCUAUGACGUUAACCUUACUGACAGUCCAGAUUAUCAGACGAGGGAUAAGGUACAGGACCGUGAUGAAAAUGUUAAGUCUGCAACAAUGUUCAUCAACGUUGACGACCCACCCUGCAGAGAAACAUCAUUCCUGCCAUUGGUAUCCCAAAUGUUGGAUAUUCUGAAACCAGUAAAAAGUGGAUGUACUUCGGAAACUACAAAUGGUAAGAUAAACGAUGAUGUUGGCAUUUCGGGGGUCCAUCUGGAUGAAGCAGGCACAGGGUCGUUUGAUGAUAUGAGCAAUAGUUCAGUGAGUGAAAGAACAUGUACGUCACAAGAUGCAUAUUCAGACGACCAGUCAAGCACCUCUCCAAGAAGCAGCACAUCUGGUGAUGUAACGCCUGUUGAAUACCUUCUGAUACACAACAAGCACCAAGUCAAAGACACCAACCUGAGAGCAAACACUGAGAUUGAGACACAGACUGAUGAGAACAUUGCACAGUUUCUGUCAUUCAAGAGGGCUGCCAGGGGAGACUCUGACAGGCCAACCCAGAAGUCACACGAAACAGAUGUCUUAUUGUCCAAACGAAGACAAUCAACAGAGUUUCUUUACAAAGAAGAACAUCAAGCAAACCCUGGCAACUUCCAAGAGUCACUUUCUAAGUCAGCUUCUACCCAGACUCGAAACAAUUGUGACAACUCUUUAUCAAUGUUUGGUCACAAGUGGGAUGUUGUCAAGUACAUUUCUCCUGAUGGUGACGUUGUAACUAUACCCACCACAAAUAUGUCUUUGACCGUCUUUGAAAAUUGUGUUCCUGGAGGAGAGACCGUCAGGGUCAGCGGACGAUUUUCUGGGGACUCCAAUGAUAUCCUGCCCUACCUGGAGAGUGGAUGGGUUGUCACCUCACCGCUCGCCGAGUUUGACAUGACAUACAAGAGAUGGGGCAAGCAUGUGAAGGUAUUUCUACCCUUCUAUCAACGAGAUCCAGCGGAAAUCUUCAGAGUAUGUUAUUAUCACAGGAUUGGAAAUGGAGAAAUAGAGCAUGGUGUUGUGCCACUGUUUGACAGCAGUCAGAAGCAAGACCUGUACUACAUUAAGAUGUCAGACCAUGUGGAAAUCUUCACUAUGAGUUUCACCUUGUACCACUGUGCCUGUGAUCACAUAUUUCCACUCUACCUGACGGUACUGGCAUUUUCAUCUUACAACAAGGACGAGAACGAGGCGGUUGUUCGACUGCAUGUGGGAGACAGACUUCUGAGUGAUCAGCUUGUGAAAUCUGAGCUAAAGGAAAAGGAACAAACAGAGAAUGGUACAACUUUGAGGAAGUCAACUGAUGUACGCGUACUACAAAUACACACUGACAGCAGCAGCAGACUGGUGUUCAAAUUGACGUUCCCGUCCAACAAUUUCCAGUGUCGAGGGGGGACUUCUGUACCACCAGAUGGCACCACCCAGGCCUCCACCUGGGAGAACAUGUACCCGGAGGAAUGCCCCCAGAUGCAGGAGCGUCGAUUCUGCGAGAUGAUGCCAUGCCUCUGUACAUGCCCAAAGGAUGAGCAUGGAGUGGUCAGCCAUCGGGCAGUCUGUUCAUCAGGACACAGCUGUAAGACGGAGAUCCAGUGGGCCUAUGCUUCUAACCAACUCUCACCCCCCGACGUGUUCCCCUGCAACAUCACCAUCACCCACGAACUACCCCCGGGCACGGAAGAGGACCGUCAGGGGAACUGUAAAGAGGGGAUCACGUUUUUCAUGUUAAAAACACCUCAUUCCUUUGUACAUCCUGACAGAGGGGAGAUGCUAGCUCUGGGGGAACUACCAUCUGACAAGAAAUUCCACACUUCCUUCUCGUCCAGAUACAAUGCUCCACCAUAACAAUGCUCCACCAUAACGUGCCAUUGUAAUAUUCAAACACCAGUGACAUCGUUUGUUUGCUUGUACUCUUGCUUGUGCUGGAACACCUGUUGGUGUCAUCACUCAUUGGACCUUGACGCCAAGUGAAAUCUGUUUCGGUGGAUAAUCUUGACUUGUUAUUCUCCUGCAUUGACAAUCUAUAUUUUCCUAUUCAUGAGAUAUACUACGUGUACCAAUCACUUUGGUUGUGUAUGCACAAACAUCUUUGCCACUGCUUCUAUAUGAUACCAAUACACAUUCAACAUGCUCAGUAUAUAACUUCAGCUGUUUUCAUACAUGAUGUGAUUUUUAAUAAAUACCAGAAAUGCUUUUCA